This is a messenger RNA of Pantherophis guttatus, 8739 nucleotides long. The record is from RefSeq and is a predicted model, not a curated record. NCBI's taxonomy places the organism in Eukaryota, Metazoa, Chordata, Lepidosauria, Squamata, Colubridae.
UCUGCUCUGAAGCAUCCAUCACUCCCACAAAUGGAAAGGGAUGCAGGAAUGGCUGGACCAUUCUGCUGAUUCUACAGGGGCGAGAGUUUUCCUUCUGAAUAGUAGGAGGUGGGAAUUAAAAUGCACAGCUUGUGCCCCUGAAAACAGUUGGUCUCCUGCUGCCACCGAGCUUUUUAGCCACCUCUGCAUCUUCCUGUUCCUUAGAUACCAAGUUGCCAACGCUAAACCAAUCAAGAUCCCCCUUUCUCCUCCCCUCCGCUUGCCAGCUAUUCUUUCUCUGGUUUUGCCUCCUUUCUUACUCUCUCUAGCUCAGCUUUGCUUUCGGCCAUGAAGCUCCAGUGGCUCUCGCAUUUCCUUCCCUGCUGCUUCCUGCUUCCAGUGCUGAUGCCCGUGGGAGCAGAACAGCACAUGUUUGAUGUGACCAUUUGGCCAGAAAACCCUGUGGUGGAGCAUGGAGGUUCUCUCUGGCUGAACUGCAGUACCAGCUGCCAGGAGGCAGAUGCCAGGGGAGGCUUGGAGACAUCGCUGAUGAAGGAGAAGAAAGACAAUGGGAGUCACUGGGCAGUUUUCCAGCUUGUGAACAUCACGGAGUGGGCGUCUGCCACUGAGUGCUCCUUCAGCUGUUAUGGAGAGCAUAAAUCUGUUCAGGCAAACAUCAUGGUCUAUCAAAUCCCAGAACAUGUAAUGCUGGAUCCAGUGCCAAUAAUGGAGAUGGGCAAAGUGUAUAAUCUGACAUGCCGAGUUGCCAAUGCUGCUCCCAUCCAGCUCCUCACUGUGACAGUGUAUAAAGGAACAGAAAAACUCCACAUAGAGACCUUUGAGAAUCACAGUGCUCCUGAAGCAAGUGACAUCCUAGUGACCUUCCCCAUAACUGCUCAGCAGGACAAUCACAUGGAGGAAGUCACCUGCCACAUUGCUCUGGACCUGAGGCCUCGAGGGCAGCUCCUUGAAAAGACAUCAUCCAGUGAAGUCCUAAAAGUCUUUGAUUUUCUGGCAGAUCCCCAGCUUCACACUUUGCGCUACGUACAAGCUAGCUCUAACCUGAGUGUGACCUGCGAGAUUGCUGGGGUCUUCCCAGCUGAAGAGGCCCAAUUUGACUUGAAGUUCGCAGAACAGAGUCUGAAUGCCAGCAUCACUCUGUCGGGCAAUACCGUGAGAGCUCAAGCUCAGGUGUCUUCCUUGGCAACAGGAAAUUAUCAGCUAAACUGCACCGUGUCCCUGGGGCCCAUAACCAAAUCUGCAGUGGAGACCGUGCAUAUCUACAAUUUUCCACAGCCUUCUUUGGAAAUCUACCCCUCUGAGGCCCUUGCCAAUAAUCUCGUGACAGUUCUAUGCAACUCAUCAGCGCCUGAACCCCCCAGCUUUUCUCUUCAGAUCCAAAAUGCUUCUGGGAGAAUCUUGGCAUCCAGUGAUGACUUUCCAUUGCAACUCAACCUGACAGCUCAAGAGGAAGACAAUGGGCAAGAAUUUGUAUGUGUGGUAGAACUCGAAAUUGAUGGAAUAACCAUAACAAAGCACACCUCUGCCACACUCUCUGUCUUCUAUGUGCCAGAAAUGGAUGAGUUGUCUUGUCCCAGCAACCAUACAUGGGUAGAGAGAACACAACAAAUGCUCCACUGCUUGGCUAAGGGGAAUCCAAAGCCUUUGGUGGCUUGCUUCAAAGAGGGCAUUGCUUAUGAUGUAGAAGAGAAGACACAGGUUGACCGGAGCCAUGCUGGCAUCUAUAACUGCACGGCCACAAAUGAGCUCGGCUCCAGCACUAGAACAAUCACCAUCCAUGUUGAAUAUGGCCCUGAGCUGGAAGAGUCCAAAUGCCCAAGUCAUCAAACUUGGCUAGAAGGAAACCUGUGGAACCUCAGCUGCCAAGCUGAUGGUAUUCCAAUUCCAGAAGUAUUCUGCAUAAAAGAUGGCAAAGUGUACAAUGCUGGAAGGAUGCACAAUAUCACGCAAAGUCAUGCUGGCAUUUAUUACUGCAAUGCUACCAAUGUACAUGGGUCAAUUACCAAGAUAGUUGCUGUUACAGUGGAGUAUGAGCCUGAAAUGGAUGAUUCCAGUUGUCCUCAUAAUUGGAUUUUGACAGUAGGGACCCCACACGUGUUCACCUGUUUUGCUUGGGGAAACCCAGAACCAACUAUUGAAUGCACUAAAGAUGGAAUGGCUUAUAGUCCUGGGAUUCUCCAGAACGUCACCAGAGAAUAUGCUGGAAGUUAUCUUUGUACAGCCACAAAUAUACAUGGUUCCAUCUCUAGAGCUGUGAGCAUCCAGGUGGAAUAUAAGCCAGAAAUGGAUGAAUCUAACUGUCCAAGCAACUGGACAUUGGUGGAAGAGGCACUGCCAACUUUUCUUUGUAAUGCUGAUGGGUUUCCACCUCCCGAAAUUAUAUGCACCAAAGAUAAUAGAUCAUAUGAUCUCAGCCAAGGGCAAAGGAUCCUAGCUAACAAUGGAACCUUCUGGUGUAAUGCAACAAACCGACAUGGCAGUGUAGCCAAGGCAGUCAAGAUUACAGUUGAAACCAAACCCAAGAUGGAUGAAUCGAGCUGCCCGAGCAAUCAAACCUGGUUGGAAGGGACUCUGCAGUCUCUGGCCUGUGAAGCAAAUGGGAUUCCCACCCCACUUGUCUUGUGUGCCAAGGAGGGAACGACUGGAGAAUUCUACAGAGAGCAGAAUGUCAGCAGGAAUGACUCUGGCAUCUAUGAGUGCAAUGCCACUAAUGGCCAUGGAACAGAGAGAUGGAUGGUGAAUGUGCAAGUGGAAUACAGGCCUGCUACUGCCAUACUAUCUGUCAGUGGUUCUUUACCCAUUAGGAGGGGAGAAAACAUCACCAUUACCUGCCAGGCAGAUGGGUCCCCAGCUGCCAGCUACACCUGGAGGUUGCCCCAUGCCUCCAACAUCAUCUUUAUUGGUAACAACAGCACAGUGUUAAUUGUCCAUGCAGAUGGACAGAACAAUGGUGUGUAUGAGUGCACAGCAAGCAACAAGCAUGGACAGCAGCACAGCCAGGUAGAAAUCCAGGUGGAAGAUCACUGGCUAUAUAUUAUUGUCAUUGUGGCAAUUGCUGGUGCCACCAUGUUGGUCCUGGGAGGAAUGGCUGGGGUCAUUUAUUACCUCAAAUCUACAGCCUGUAAAAAGGGGGAAUACAAUGUCCGUGAUGCAGAGAAUUCUACUGAAGCCACUUUCCUAAAUCGGGAGAGGCCUUGUGAUAUUGACAUCUAUGGCAUACAGCUCACCAGGACCUGAACAAUCUCAGGCAGGUACUCCCAAGAUAAGGUCCAAGGAAGGUAAAUGAAAGAACAACCGUUUUCUAUACCACCCACUCAUAUCUUCCACUAUCUCGGCUUUUGAAGGAAGGGUUUUGGGAUCGUAUAAUUUUCUAAUUCACUCUGCAGUGUGUUAACAGCCAAUUGACUGUCCCAUGGUUGAGCAUGGACAGCCAGUUUUAGUGUGUCGGGUUCUGGCCCAGCCUAGCACAUACAUGGCAUUUUCCCAGACCAAAGCCUGAAAGCAGCCUUCAUCUCUUCCAUUUUUGUAGAUAUCCUUUUAAAGUACUUUCUGCAGUUGAAAAUAUGAAAUGAGUUCAUUGCCUUUUGAAAAUGUUGUAUCGGAGGAACUGACUGCUCUUCUGUCCUGGGACAUGGAUGUUAAUUCUGGCAGUAAAAUUCUACAGAUUCAUUCUUCUCUCCCUAGCUGAGUGGUGCCUUGCCAAGGUGGGAGACAUCAACUUUGGACUAUAAGUUUUCAUAUUUGGAGUGGAUGUAAUGUUUUUAAGACAAGACAAAGGCUAUACUUUAAAAAGAAAUAUGGAGGGAAUUAAUCUUACUAGAACAUGGAAUAAAUGCAAUUAUGAACUGAUAUGCAGAGAAUUACUGAGAGGGCAAGUCAGUGUAAAAGAAUGUAAUCUUCCAUUUUAAUGUAACUAAGAUGAUAACUGAAUUGUUGAAAACUAUAUCAGAGAGAGGGGGGCAGGGAGAGAGAGAGAGAGAGAGAGAGAGAGAUCAAGUCUACAUGCCCAUUCUGCUUGAUCUAGUUGGACCAAUACAGACUCUUGGAAAAAAAGGUGAUCCCUUCAGGAACUCCAGCCCCAAACCAUGUAGGGCUUUAUAGGCAACCACCAGCAUCUUGAAUUGCAUCCAGAAACACACUGGUAACCAGUGAAGCUCACACAGGAAUGGUGUUAUGUAUGCUGUAUAUCUGGUACCCACACAGCUGCUUUCUGCACCAGUUGGAGUUUCCAAAUGAUCUUCAAGGGCAGUCCCAUGUAGAGUGUGAUACAGUAGUCUAACCUGGAAAUUAAGAAGCAUGAGUUACCGUGAGCAAGGCCUCCUGAUCUAGUAUGGGCACAACUGGUCCACUAUCCGAAGGUUUGCAAACGCCCUCCUAGCCAUGGCUUCCAACAUCCCUCCCCCCACCCCCUUUGAACUUUAGAGAGAUACAAUCUAAGGGCUCCUUAGUUUUUCAUGAGGUUGUGUCUCUUUGUACUUGCAGUCCGGCUUAGCCACAAUGGCUGUUAUCUCCACAACAGCGAGUGGUGGUAUUGCAGCACAAUGGGAAAAGAAAAUUUGGUGGGUAGGAGGGCACAGGCCAUUCGAACAAUACAAAUCACCACUGAAUAUUAACAUAGAACAGAUGUUCUGUGAUGAUAGACCCAAAGACAGGUCUAGGUAGCUAGGAAGAGAGCAAUUGCCAUGUUUUUGAGAAGGAAGCAUCACGCUGCAAGGGCAUAAAAGUUGGCAGAAUGUGGUAGAAAAACCUGAACAUCAAGAAGGACUUUUGUUGGUCUACUAAAGUACAACAGCUAGUGUUAAUAAGAGCACAAAUCCCUCCUUUGACUAGCUAUUAAAAAAACCAGAACCAUACAGUUUUAGAUACCUACUUAUUAAAUUGAAGUAAAUGUUUGUAGCCUGCAUCUGCUUUAGCAUCAGCAUAAAUCUCAAGAGACACCAGAUAUAUUAGGAUAGGUGAAUUUCAUGUCAGCAAUCCCUGGUGGGGGCAUAAACCAUCCAAGUCAAGAGUAUAAAGGAGAUUGCCAUUUCACUUAAAGAUUAAGUAUCAAACAGGAAAGUCAAAAAAGGUGGUGAAGGUCAACCCAAAAGAUGGGAAGAGGUCUACUGAGAGACCCCUAGAGUGCAUGUUCCAUACCACAUGCAAGAUAAUAUUUUGUAUGCUGUCUAGUCAAAAGCACAGGGACUGUGGGAUUGUUCUGGAAUUUAUGAACAGGGACCUUAUACAGAUAGUCCUCAACUUAUGACCAUGAUUGAGCCCAAAAUUCCUGCUGCUAAACAAGGCAGUGAGUUUGGGCCCAUUUAAUGAUUUUUCUUGCCACAGUUAAUUGAAUCACUGCAGUUGUUAAGAUAGUAACAUGGUUGUUAAGUGAAUUUGCCUUCCCCAUUGACUUUGCUUGUCAGAUUGUCACAAAAGGUGAUCACAUGAUCCUGGGACACUGCAAAAGUCAUAAAUACAAGCCAGUUUCCAAGCAUCUGAAUUUUGACCACAUGACUAUGGGGAUGCUGCAAUGGUUGUAAGCAUGAAAAACGGUCAUAAAUCGUUUUUUUCAGUUGUAAUUUUGAAUGGUCACUAAACAAAUAAUUGUAAGUUGAGGAUUACCUGUAAUUCAAUACACAAUCAAUUUGUGUUAUCAACAAAAGAUGAAUUGAUUUGAGGGGGUUUUCUAGAAGUACAAUUCCUUGGUAAAGGAAUUCAGUAAAAGUCCAUAUAUUUAUUAGUUCAUAUUUAUAGCAGCAAUAGAUGACUUGUAUAAGUGAAAGAAGACAGCGCUAUUGUACCCCAGAAGAAUGCCGAAUAAGGGAACACCUCCAAUAGGGCAGAUGGGUGAAGCAAUCUUAAACAGAUAGCUAUGUCAGAAGACAGAUUCGUGAUAAAAUUGUCCUGCCAAUGGUCAUGCUAAAUAGAUCUCCCAUUUUAUUUCUUCUGGAGAUAAACAUGAUGAUGUUGGCCUCGUACUAAUAAUCAAUAAAGUAAAGGGAUUUGUAGGUAAUUUAGUCUUAUUGACAAGUUUUUCCCUAAUGUGGUGGAAAGUGAAAUGCAUUGCCAUCCAGUACCAAAUAAACCAAUUUAUAUUUCAUUGGAAUUGUAUGCAAGUCUCAACUCAAAAAAUGAAUUCCUGUUCUAGCAUCUGACCUCUGAAUCUUUAAGUAUUCACCACUAUACCACUAGGUUUAGUGGUAUUUCCCCUCCCCUUCCCUCUUCCCAGUCUUUGCAAGAAUUAAUCAAACAGUGUUCUGUAGUGUGUAACAAUAAAUAAUAUUUAUUGCAGUUGUUUGGCAGCUAUUUAGUGGUGAAAUAACCAUUAAUAUGUUACUUUCAACAAAACUUUGAAUUAUAGUAAAUUGCAGAAUUUUAGUUAAUUACAAAAAAAAUCAAGGUAUUUAGUUUGAUUAUUUCAUGAUACAGAUCUGUUGUUUUUCAUUUUAAUACUGCUCUAUAGAGAAUAUAGCAAUCUCAAACUUCUAAUAUAAAUGCUAUUUACAAAAACAAAUAUACUUCAAAAAGAAUCCUGCACAAUAUCACAAAACACAAUUCUUCCUGAAGAGUGAAUGCCUUUUGAAUCAUUAAGAAACUAUCAUGUUGCUGCAUACUGAAUAAUACAUGCCAGUUUACUAUAAAUAUACAAAUACUUUGUCGCAUACACUUUGUGCCUUUAUAGUAAUUAUUUAUUGUGAAAUUAACAAAUAUUAUCAGGAGAAAUGUCCCUUAAUCACAUGGGACUAUGUUUUUUUUUUUAAAUCUUAGAAGAUGGUAGCCUAAUUAUUAAAUAUUUUAAAUAAGAUCCCUCUCUUACUUGUCCAAAAGUAACCCAUGAAAAAGCUGUUUUGCAGCUUUUUGUAAUUUCUCUCUAAAAAGUAUUAAAUAGCACUGCCAUUAAUAUAACUUCAACCCCAAAUGUUAUGAGUGAGGUAUUGAUAUUAACCCAAAAUACCUUAAAGGAAUAUCCAUGUGAUUAGGAAGAAUAAUUACUUGGAAGUAUUUCAGCAUUUUUUCCUCAGCUGUGUGGAUUGUUGAAAUUUCAGGUAAAACACCUCUAUUUCAUAAAUAUUCCAUGCUUUUUUUUCUACCUUCUUACACAUUCAUUUAAAUUAAAUGUUCAACAUACAAUAUAUCUGCAAUUUCAUAUCAGAGUAAUAUCCAGGAAGAAUCAAAAUGCAAAGGCAAAAUAAAAAAUCUAUGGAAAUGUGAUUAGUAUAUCUAAUAAUGAUCCAUCUAGUUAUCCAUCCAAGGCUGUCAGGCAAGUAGUUCAAGUUCCUCAAAGAAAUUUUCCUCUCCAGCUAAUUGCAAAUUUUUACAAAAUUGCCACAUCUACAAAACAGAAAGAAAGAAUCCCUUAAAUUUAUAAUAUGAUGUAUGAUUAAGGCAUAACCACAUUCUCAAUUUUAUGUUUAUUAUUCAAAGUACAAUAAAAAUAAUCUAUUAAUACUAUUUACACUGUUUAGGCUAUUAAUAAUGUACUAAUACCAUUUAGGUUAGGGCUGUGGAAAUCACCUAAGACUAUUACUUCAAGAAAUAUAAUGUGACAAGCAAAGCACUCCUCUUUUCUGUAUUGAAGCGGCAACAUCCUUCAAAAGGUUCAGCCCUUAGGGGUAUUUUCUGGUUCAUUAUUUAAUUAUUUAUUUCAAACCCCAAACUGGGAUUUACUCCCCAAAUUUACUUCCCAAAUUCCCAAACCCUCUUCUUCUUUUUCCACACUAUGGAGAACCUAUAAGGUAGAUUGGGGUGAGGGACCGUGGCUGACACAAAUUCACCCAGUGAGCUUCCAUGACUUGAAAACCUGAGUCUUCCCAGUAGCAUUUCAAUGUUUUAAUUAUUACAGCCAUUGGUUUUUAAUGUUCCCUGUUCAUGCAAGUUCACACACAGACAACAUUUGUGCUGGGACCUCCGGUGAAGAAAGGAAUUGCCUAGGAAUGUAUAAUGUGGUGUUCCUAUAAAGCAGACAUUUUACUACCAAGCUAUUGUUCUACCUUUCAACUUGAAAAUAUUGGGAGGAGUUUCAAGACUGAGUGUGACAGAGGGAACUGUGAGAAAGGACCUUGACAAUGAACUGGGAUAUAGGAAUACACCUUAUCAGAGUUUGGAAUUCACUUUACUUUCAGGCUACUGAACUUAUCAGUCACAUUUGGGAACUUCAUAUUUGUUCCUCAAUAAAUGAGCUAGGGACUCAUUUAUUUAUUUAUUUUAAAGGAAGGCUGACAGGUCUACAAUUCCUGAGAUUUCUGGUUGACUGAGCACAUAUCGAACUAGACAGGGCUGAUUUUGACAAACUGAUCUCUCUUCCUUUGCAAUAGGCAAAGCUGGGCUCCAUAUAAUAUAUUUCCACUUGUGAUUAAAAUCCUCAAGGACAUAAAUCCUCAAUUCCUAAAGCAGGAUCUGCUAUCAAGCAUGCAGGGAAAGAAGAAAAAACAAAGCAAUACACAGUCUAGAUGAGACAGAGCUGUUCUGGCACUAGCGUGGAGGAAAAAUAUAAGGAUCACUAGAUCAAGCAAAUUUUUCUCUGACUUCCUUCAGCUUGUAAUGUUACUCUAUCUAGCUAAGCAAAUUUAGCUUUCAGUGGAUCUAGGGGGGAAAAGGCUGGUUUCUGGACAUAUAAUUCUCUCUCAGCACAGAAAGAAAAGAGCCAAAGUUAUCCAGGGGUGAAAUCCAAAAGAAAAAUGUUCAACUGGGUUUGACAUUUUGCAUUCAUAUGUAAAAGUUACCUCCAGCUCUUAAUACAUUGUAUUGCUAUGAAAAUCA